Molecule: messenger RNA, 2112 nt
Organism: Xiphophorus couchianus (Monterrey platyfish)
Lineage: Eukaryota; Metazoa; Chordata; Actinopteri; Cyprinodontiformes; Poeciliidae
Gene: zdhhc16a
Product: zDHHC palmitoyltransferase 16a
Exons: 11
Coding region: 451-1638 (395 amino acids)
Molecular function (GO): palmitoyltransferase activity
Source: RefSeq, a predicted model, not a curated record
UCUAUCAACAUUGUCGUUAAAUGUCAGUGUGAGCCGCAGCAGUACACACUGGUAAAAAGCUGUUUAUGACAUCCAGACAAAAGGGAUUUGGGAGUAUUUUAUGUCGCAGGGAGACAGUUAACUGGCUGCAUGAAUUAUGCACAACAGACUAUUCUUUCAUAAAGAAACAAUUAAAGGUACUUUGUGGGUCAUUGUUGAAUAUCCUGCCAUUGACUGAUGAAGUGAGUGUGUUGGUGACAGAAAUCUGCUGUCCAAUAAAUAGAUCACUGACUCUCCCUUUCACCUGCACAGAAACAACAUCCUCCACCCAGACACCACUCUGUUGGGAAUGCAGUCGAGCCGGACUGCCUCUCCCGUUUUUUGACAAAUUAUGCUUUACACGCUUUUGAGAAUUAUUUUUAGUUAACUGUAUGUCCCUCAUCUUUCUCAUCUCUGACUUUAAAAUAUUGGAUGUGCCUAAUUGUGGUAUCUCCUCAUCACAAAUGCAGAAUGCGGUGCAGUCCUGGUUCCAUGCUCAACCUGCUUCGCAGCGGGCGUAUACGAUUCUGCAGCAGGCGAGGGAAGAGCAGACUCCCCCUGUGGCUGAGGAAAAUAUGGGCCUACAUGAGGCUGCUGGUGCAGUCGCUUUGUUUCAACACCCUCACAGACUCUGAUGUAGUGUUUGACUCCAUCUUUGAACCAGUGUUUUGGACUGUGGAUUAUGUCACACGCUGGUUUGGCUUGGUGUUUGUUUGUCUGGUGGUAAUUCUGACCAGCUCCAUUUUGGUGAUAGCCUACAUAGUGCUUCUUCCUCUAAUCUUAAACACUUACUCCCCUGCAUGGAUUGCUUGGCACAUUUGUUAUGGACACUGGAAUCUCAUCAUGAUCGCUUUUCACUACUACAAAGCUGCUAAGACCUCCCCAGGGUACCCCCCCACAGAAAAAAAUGACAGGCCGUUUGUGUCGGUCUGUAAAAAGUGCAUCAUGCCUAAACCAGCAAGAACACACCACUGUGGUAUCUGUAACAGGUGCAUUCUGAAAAUGGACCAUCAUUGCCCUUGGUUAAAUAAUUGCAUAGGACAUUUUAACCAUCGCUACUUCUUCUCUUUCUGCCUCUUCAUGACCCUGGGCUGUGUCUACUGUAGCAUCAGCGGCAGAAACCUGUUCCUCGACGCAUACAACGCUCUUGAGCGGUUUAAGCAUUUGGAUUUGGAAAAGCCAGGGAUUCCUGUAACAGGGAUGGGACUUCUUAUAGGGCUUCUCCCAUCUGGCCAGACCAACUUCCACACGCCUGCACCUUCAUACACCUUUAAGGAAAGGAUGAUUCAUAAAAGCAUCAUCUACAUGUGGGUUCUCACCAGCACUGUGGGCGUGGCUCUGGGAGCUCUAACUGUAUGGCACGCAGUUCUAAUAUCCAGAGGGGAGACAAGCAUUGAUAGGCACAUUAACAAGAAGGAAAUGCAGAGACUGGCAGCAUGGGGAAAGGUUUAUAGAAACCCUUUCAACUAUGGCAAGCUGAACAACUGGAAAGUAUUCUUGGGAGUGGAGAAAAGAAGCCACUGGGUAACACGCGUCCUGCUCCCAUCCGGCCACCCACCAUAUGGUGACGGCUUGACGUGGGACAUCUUCCCAGUUAGAAAGGACUUGAUACCUGUAUGACAGACUGCUUCAGCAAACCUGUAGCCUGAAAUCAGUGCUAUAUCAACCCAUUUUUAUCCAGCUGGCUCGCAUGGUGGCUCCACUUGGCACUAUUGACCUCCAUUACCUCAAUAAGACAGGGACUGCAUAUGAAUUAUGCAAUAUAAAUAUGUCUUGCAAGUUGAUGCUACUUGAGUCAGAGCUACAAUAAUGCUGACUGAAUUAUUUGUUAAAAUAUCUUCAAGGUAAAAUAUUUCAUCUAUUUUUUCCCCCAAUUUGUUUAGUGUUUUAAAAAAAAUGUCUUAGAGACACACUAAAGUUGAAAAUGAAGUGGGUCAGUUUUGUUUUCCUAUUCCUGUAUUUUCCAUGUUAAUUUAUCAAAAGCCACUCAAAUGGUAACACAUGCUUAAAGCAUUCAAUUCCAUUCAAACACUACCCCGAUGAUGUUCUCUGUACUUUGCAUAUGUUAAUAAAUUUUUAUUACUUUUUUAGAAA